Molecule: messenger RNA, 846 nt
Organism: Arvicola amphibius (Eurasian water vole)
Lineage: Eukaryota; Metazoa; Chordata; Mammalia; Rodentia; Cricetidae
Product: oocyte-secreted protein 1-like
Source: RefSeq, a predicted model, not a curated record
AUGGUGACACAAGCCUUUAAUGCCUGCACUCAGGAGCCAGGGGCAAGAACCAAGCAAGCACCUAAGCCAUCGAGUACUGGGAGAAAUAUGUCAGUGGACUCACAUGCCACAGAAAAACUAGGGUUGCCACGAGAGCUGCUCCCACGCAUCAGUGUUUAUAUGGCCAUCCUCACCCGAGCAAGCUCAUGGGCAGGCUCUCCUCCCCAUCUCCUAUCUUUCUCUAGCUCUUUCUUCUUUGUCUCUCCUCCUGGUAGCCUUGAAAAUACUUCAAGCAAAAAUCUUUUCCUGAGCCUGAGGGGACUCCUGCUUCUCUUUGUUCUGACGACUGGUGCUGAUGAUUGGUCAGCCUUUCCUCUGCAAUGCACCAAUCAUUGGUUCUAUCUCAGGAUUAAGGCCACGCUAUUCUGCAAUAUAUUUAUGGAACCUGAUGAAGUGUUUUUAGGAUCUGGCUGCCCUGUGAGCACCGUCUGGCCAAAUGAUGUUUAUGACUUUACCUACCCUACUUACUCCUGCGGCAUUGUCAAUAAAGUUCUUUAUGAUGUCACUCCGCUUCAGACACAACUUACAUAUAUCCCAAAAAACUCUACUAACAGAACUGAGAUGCGCCUGUCCUGUAUUCUACACAGUUGGUAUCCUCUUUUCUGUGAAGCUGAAAGUAGAGGAGACUUCACUGGCAACCCUCCUGAGGGAAGAGACAUGACAACAUGCAGGAAUGAGCAGGCUGCUCCUGCAGUGCUGCUAAACUUUUCAACAUCAGGUGAAAACCAUCAACCACGUGUCACAGGAGCCUCAGACCUCGGAACCAGCAGGCUUCAGCAGGCUGAAGCAUCUAGCUGCGUGGAUUAG